Molecule: messenger RNA, 1682 nt
Organism: Photinus pyralis (common eastern firefly)
Lineage: Eukaryota; Metazoa; Arthropoda; Insecta; Coleoptera; Lampyridae
Exons: 5
Coding region: 153-1499 (448 amino acids)
Source: RefSeq, a predicted model, not a curated record
GGGGAGAAUAGACAUUUGCAAAUUGUAAAAAAUUCCGAGCGGGAUUUUCGAUAUGGUAGUUGCUUGGAGGUGUAGCAUGAAGUUGCCAGGACAUACUAAUUAACUGACCAAUACCAGUUUUACGAGGUGCCACUAUCUAAUUAGUUUAGAAAAUGAGUGAGACAUUAGCGAAAGACAAAGUGCCAUCGCGUACCGAAUUAAAUAAUAACGAAUCGCAUUUAAAUAUGGAUUUAGACAUGAGUAGCCAAAGAGUUGACGAAAGUGCAUCACUUUCUAGUGCUUCAAGUAAUAAUUCUGAUCUUAGCGAUGACGCUGGAGAUGAGCCUAAAAAGGACGGCGAAACUUUAGCGAAGAAACCUUCAAAUCGUAAGCUGCGUUCGUUAUCCGACAGUCACACAAUUCCCCUCCUCACAUCAGCAGACAUAACCGACGCCUUUCCAAGUUUGCCCGACUCCGUCCUGGAAAAGCUGGGUCUCUCUGGUAAUGGAGAAAGGGAACGCCUCAACGAAGACGAGCUCGAGCAGAAGUUCGUCGCUCUCUCCUUGGCAUUUACGAUCGACGCCGCCACGAUUAAAGACCGAUGCGAGCGGCAAAAGCGAUACCGCGACCAAACCGAAGUUAACUUAAGCAAUGAAAUAACAAAAGUAAUCGACCAAAUUACCCAAAUACACCCAUCGAACACCGAGAAAGCGGAGCACCUCACCGAUCUACUGGCGCAAAUUGACGUCAUCGUAAGAGCUUCGACUCUUGCCAGCAUUUCCGCCGAGCGAUUUGGAGCCGUUCAGCACGAGGCCAGGCUCUCCGAUGCCGUCAACCUGAUGAUUAACUACGUGACGUUACUCAAACAGCAACGAGACUCGGCGAGGAAACAGCUCCAGUACACGAAAAAGGUUCUGCAGGACACUAACACUACCGAAACCUCGAACGUGAAGCGUCACAGUUUCGGGCCCAACGGGCGUUCACUCACGCAGCGACGGGCGAGCAUAGCCACGCUCGCUCAGGACGUCGGGAAACCGCCGGUUUCGCCUCCCGGCACCGACAGCAAAAAGUUAUCGAGGCGAACGUCCGAUAUUUCAGCACGAGUGUCGGCAUUCGCCAGAUCCACGCGGCCCAGUCGGCUUGAGCUAGGGGUCGAUCUCAAUAAAAUAAAAGAAGGAAUUGUAGACGAUAAUGCAGAACUUGAUCCAUUGGAAGCUUCGGAUGGAGAAGAAGAGGUGUUUGACCCAAAAACGCCGGAAAAAGAAGUGAAAUCUCGAAAAUCAAGCACGCCGUUCGUCAACCACAUGACGCUUCAAGUGAAAAGGUUACAAAGAUACAUUCGGGAUAGGUCAAGGGUGUAUGCAGAAUACGGAGUAUUCCACGACUGCUUCUAUAUCACUGCCUGCGUUUGUUUUAUGAUAGGCUUCUUUCUUCUGGCAAUUUUUCUAAUUCACGCACAAAUUACCGGAGGUGACAGUUCAACAUUGCGAUCACAGAAAGAUACUAGAAUAAAACAAUGAAUAUACAAAUCGUUUGAAAUCUCCAAAUGAAGAAUCAUCGGCUCUUAAGCCGGAUGGUUUAGGCAAAUCGAGAGAAUUGCUUCACCUAAAUUCAUUUAUGUAACUAGUACCUAAUGAAUUCGAAUGAAUGUUGAUAUGCCUGUACGACCAGAAUUACCAAAAAAAUUACCGUUAAUUGUUUUA